GAGAUUAAUGGAAGCUAAAUAUAUAACACUGUUUUAUAAACACAUGUGGGUAUCCUGAGAUAUACAGAGAGCCGGAAUAGUCGGCGAAGUGUUCAGUAUUAGCGAGCAAGAGCGGGCGAUAGACGCAUUAGAGAGUCAUCCAUUCUACGACGUCAAGAAGAUUGCUCAUCAAACGAACCGGUCUAACAGGAUGUUUACUGACAUUCACAUAAGUAGUCAUUUGGUUAAUACUCGAAGUAGCUAACAUCUGAUUAAAAAAAUUGUCGUAUUCGUAUAGUGAUACAAUGUAUCAUUGUAUGCGUGGAAGUGUGCGCAGUUUUGCUGCAUGAUUAUACUAUCAGUAUUUAUUUAUAACAGCCAUUUGCAUGGCGUAGAUAAUUUCUUUAAGUGAAUCCGAAGGAGGGCGUGAUUAUGUCAAUUCUCAGUAAGAAGAAUUUUUUUGCGAGACUCUCCGGCAGUCGUCUGAUGCGAGAGGUGCCGAGAAUAGAAACCGUCAACAACGGAACACCGUCUAUGAUCGGCAACAAGGAAGAGUGCGAGGACAUAUGGAUGAAUGAGAUCAACGAUGGCGGCAUUUCCUCCGAAAACAGUUCGGAUUCCGUCACUUGUCACAUAUCGACGGCACCAAUUACGCAGGAGCAACCCUGGGGCAAGGAGGAGAUCGAAGUAGCGCUAUCGAAUCUUCCAGGGGGCAAAGUCGCCCUUUCCCUGAUUCGUGCUCUUCAAGAUGACGCUCUGCAAAAGGCUUUAAAGGAAUUUCAAAGCUUGACUCUCAACGAAACUGUGAACUGUAGGCAUCGGAAGAUGCCGUUGCCUACAUUCGCGAACGGGUUUAUGCGAAAGGCUCUGUUAGCCAGCGAAAAUGAAGCUGCGGCUGCCGCGACUCCGGGUCAGCUACUUGCAGGAUGGUCAGACACAUGUCUGCUAAUUUCUAGCUGGUUGGGUCAUGUGGAGAUCGCGAAGGCUUUGCUGGAUAAUGGCGCGUCAGUUUCAGCGAGUGACUGCGACGGAAGGACGCCGUUACAUCUGGCAGCUUGCGCCGCAUCCGUGAAACUCGUAGAAGAAUUACUGAAGCACAGCGCCGAUCCGCACAAAUGGGAUCUCGAGAAGAAAUACACGCCGUUGCAUUGCGCUGCAGCAGCGGGUUGCGUCGCUACCGUCAAAUGCUUGAUCAAAUCGGGUGCGAAUGUGGACGCCGGAUUGUCCGGCAAGAGCCCGCUCCACUACGCUGUGCUAAACAACGCUGGGGAUUGCGUGGAAGCGCUACUGCAAGCAGGUGCUUGUCCUAAUAAUCCACAGGUUUACACAGAGACACCUCUGCACGUGGCGGCUAGUUUGGGCAAUGUGCAUUGCACUAAACUGCUAUUGAAUCAUGGGGCGGACGUGAGAGUGCAAUUAGGAGCCGCGAGGUCAACGCCUCUGCACCUGGCAGCCGAAGAGGGAAGUAUGGAAUGUACCAGAUUAUUACUGAGCGCCGGUGCGGCCUGGGAAGCGAAGAAUGCGCGCGGUCAGACGGCGAUGCACUUGGCAGCGCUUGCUCAAUCCGUAGAAACAUUAGAAGUAUUGAUAAAUGCCGGUGCAAAAGUCAAUGUAGAAGAUGGCGAUGGACGAACUCCUCUACAUUCCGCAGUCGCGAAAGCCCUGAGAAGCUCUGAACUGGUCAAAAUUUUAAUACAGGCAGGUGCCACGAUCAACACAGCGGACAAGUUCGGUUACACGCCACUGCACAUCGCGGCCUUAAACGAGAGUACGCCCACAGUGUUAAUGUUGCUAUCGAAGGGCGCCGAUGUGACAGCGCGCACCAAAGGUGGCGUAACCGCCCUUAGUUUUAUUAUACGCCGCACUCCAGAUGUAUUGAAGCGCUUCAUGGCGCGCUUCGAUGAAGCGAUUUCGUUGCACGAUCAUGAGCUGGGAGACGUGGACUGCGAACUGCGACUGGAUUUCCGGCCGUUGGUACCGGGCGGUCGUGGCGAGACGGAAUUAAUGCUCUGUUUGGUGGAGGUCGGUCAAGGCCAAGUGCUGAAACAUCCGUUGUGUGAAAGUUUCCUUUACCUCAAGUGGCUGCGUAUCCGCAAGUUCUUCCUGCUUAGCGUGUUGUUUCAUUUCAUUUUCGUUGGUCUUUUCACCGGUUACGUUUGCGAAACAUAUCUCCCGGACAAGAAACAAUUCAGCAAUGUCCUCCUCUGGCCCGUGCUAGGUUUCACCUGCGUGCUCGCAGGAAAGGAAAUCUUUCAAAUCGCUCAUGGUAUCUGCAGCUACGUAAAACGGUGGGAGAAUUGGCUGCAGUGGUGCGUAAUCAUAGCAUCCGUCUUUAUUCUGAUUCCGACAACACAAAUUUGCAACUUGCAGCAUCACGUUGCUGCCUUGGGUGUUGUGCUGGUCUGGAUCGAGUUAAUGAUGGUAAUCGGUCGUUUUCCUAUGUUCGGUAUCCACGUACAAAUGUUCACCCAAGUGUCUAUCAACUUCUUCAAAUUUGUGGCAGCUUAUGUUUGGCUUAUAAUCGGCUUUGCCUUUGGCUUUACUGUGCUGCAUAAUAACUACAAAUCCUUCACCAAUCCAUUUAUCAGUCUGCUCAAGACGGUGAUCAUGAUGUCAGGCGAACUCGAAUUCGAGGAUGUCUUCUUCCCGGAGAAUAAUACAGAAGAGAAUAAUAAAGAAGAGAAUAAAAAAGAAGAACUUCAAUAUCCCGGCACAGCUCACCUGAUGCUCCUCAGCUUCGUUAUUCUAGUGACAGUAAUCCUGACGAAUUUGAUGGUCGGUCUAGCCGUGUCAGACAUUCAAGAGCUUCGCAGAUGCGCCGGACUCGAUCGACUGGUACGCCGUGCCGAACUCGUGGCUCAUUUCGAGAAUAUGCUGUUCUCCAAGCUUCUGGAUCAGGCUCCAGCCAAGAAGAUAAUACAAGUGUGCAGGAGGGGCGCUCUGCUAUUACGUCCGCCGCAUCACUGCGCUUUGCACAUUCGGCCGAACGAUCCGCGUGAAAAGCGUCUACCGCGAGAGCUCGUUUGCGCGAUAUAUCGCUUAGUAAGCGAGAGGAAAACGCGGCGGACAACGUUCAGAGAAAUACAUUUCGCGCCACCGUUGCCACGAAAUGCGAACGCCACCGCGACAGUAAAUAACGCGAGGUUCAGUAGGAUGUAUAGCAAUGAGAGCAACCAGCAGCAGCUGAACGAGUUGGCGGCCGAGCUGAAGAGAUGCUCAUACAAUAUCAGCAUGAGGUUGGAUAGCUUGACCGAUAAGGUGGAGAACAUCGCCAGAGACUUGAACAUGUCAACACAUUUACAUUAACGUUGCCUAACUAAUGUUGUCUCAUCGAGCAAAUCGAAUUAUUUAAAAAGUAAGUAAAAAGACCCUAAGAACCUAGCAAUCUGAAAUGAGAAAUGCGAACUUAAGACGAAAGAAUUGACAAGACCUAAUGAUAAUUCAAUGGAAAUAGAAAUGUAACAAACGACGCAUUUUCAAUCAGGACAAUCUAUUCUUAUGUAACUUUGCUGAGUUCUCACCAGUAAUCUGGCUUUGUACUGCUUCCCAGAUUGCAGCUGUACAGUAGCGAAUUCCAUGGACGUCUUUGGGAGUUUUACAUCAACAACCUUAGAUUCAUUAAUCACAUUAACAUUUUCCUUUUCAGAGAGUUGCUUGUUGACUGCGUGUAACAACAGGUCACUCUCGACUAUAUAGGCCAAUUCUUUGUUGAACAAAUCAUCAUUGAACGUUAUCAUAGCAUCGGAACACGCUUCCCAUACCUGUUGAAAAAAUUAUACUUAAAUAUCACAGAAUUUCUAAUUUUAUAUAACAAAAGAAUAAAAUAGUAAAAAUCAGAA
Messenger RNA from Solenopsis invicta (red fire ant), 3818 nucleotides. RefSeq names its product transient receptor potential channel pyrexia (gene pyx). Bases 412 to 3285 code for a protein of 957 amino acids. The transcript is spliced from 6 exons. Gene Ontology annotation, molecular function: monoatomic ion channel activity; protein binding. Gene Ontology annotation, cellular component: membrane. Gene Ontology annotation, biological process: monoatomic ion transport; transmembrane transport. The record is from RefSeq and is a predicted model, not a curated record. Lineage: Eukaryota; Metazoa; Arthropoda; Insecta; Hymenoptera; Formicidae.